UGUGUGUGUGUGUGUGUGUGUGUGUGUGUGUGUGUGUGUGCGCGCGCGUGUCUUAUAUAGAACCUGCUCACUCAUUCGUUUGAUAAAAAAAAAAUCCCAAGAAAUCCUAUAAGUGGAGCAAUACUGAAAAUGGCAGCAUUAUAUGGUACGUUUAUUGCCUGUCUUAGAGUUAAUAGGUAAAGAUCUUUUAGAGUUUCACAGUGCUUACGUUUUAAUAUCAUGUAGUCAGAGGGGGGCGGAUAUCCCCAUGGCCUUUUCAGUGUUGAUAUAAGUUUCCGGAAAUUUAAGACGCUAUGUACUCGGACUUCACAGGUUUCACUUUUCCUCACAUGAGUCACUGAGGGCGACCGUGUGGAUUGCUGCUCGGUUCAUUGACUUCACGGACGGAUUUUGACAUUAAUUUAAUUACUUUGACAUUAAUCAAAGCGGUAACAACAGCGCCGAUUGGAAUAAUUCUUCUACAAAUUGCAAUACAACUUUAGCAGCAUAUUCCUUCAUGUAGAUCGGAUCCAUUUGUCCUGUUCAACGGCACAGCGCAACAUGAGGACGUUACUGGGAGUGUUAAUGGUGGCAAUUGUCUCAGGUGAUAAUGAGGUGACUAUCAAUGGCACCCUGGAAGGCAGUGUCCUUCUGCCAUGCAACUGCUCAGGGAGAAAUUUGGAGGAGGAGUUUAGGUGGCAAAUUGACGAACCAAAGAUGAAUGAGGUGUUCUCGCACAACACGAGCACUUCACGCUUCAAUGGCAGCUACAAGGACCGAGCCAAAAUAUUUGUGGCUGAGAACAGCAGUGACUGCUCCCUUCUCCUAACCAAGAUCACAGCAGAUGACCAGGGAAAAUACAAAUGCAGUUAUGAUUAUGGAGGCCAAUAUCAGCGUUUUUUUAUUAAUCUGAACAUCUUUGCAAACUACACUGUUUGUCAAAACUCUUCCGAGAAUGGUGCCAUAAACACUUACCACUGUCAUGUUGAAGGACGCUACCAAGAAGCCGAGAUACAGUGGUAUUUGGAAGGAAAUGUUCUUACAAAUUCAUCCAAAACUGAGAUAACCCACACUGACCCUGUGGGUGCUCCUAAUGGCCUCUACAGUUUCGAUAGCCAACUUGAGACUGAACACAACUGGACUUCAAAGCCUGAAUGUGACGUGACAGCCAAAGUCAUAUCGCCUAUCAUUAGCAAUAACUGUGAACGACAGACUGAUCCACCCAGCAAAAUCAUUGCCCAACCAAAAUACAUCAUGAGAUACUCAUUCAAAAUCAUUCCCAUUGUGUUGGUGCUUGGACUUUCCCUCUUCUUGUGUCACCGUUGGAAAAUCUCACGCUGAGUCGGGGUAUACCGAGGAUAAGAGGAAUGGAGACAGAUGACUUACAGUGAUAAAUCAGAUAAGAUGAUGAUCCAAUGUGAAAGUUUCAAAAACAGUUUCCACUGCAAUGGUGGUUAGUUAUGACUGUGCCAUCAUGUCCAUGCAGAGACUGUUUACAGGCAGGUUACAUCUUGUGUUCAUGCCAUUCAUUCUUUUUCUGACAAUACCAUCCACUUUGUGAACUUGUUGAUGUUGACAUUCUCUCCCGAGAGCUCAGAGACUGUCAAAAGAGCGUGCCCUCUGUGAGGAUGAACUGAUAUAUUGAAAUGCAAACAGUUACACCUCUGUAAUUAACAAAACCCAAAAAUUGUAAAAUCGUCUUACAGCAAAAAUAAAUCACUAAAUGUGUGCACUAGAUUCCUUACCAGGUGAUGCAUGGUGAGGCUAUUCAAUCAAAAUAACUGCAUUAUUCACUCUAUAAACCCAAAAACUAUGAGACCCAUUUUUCAGUCUUUAAGUUCUAGAUGUCCUUCAUCACAACAGAAAUGCAGCAUAAAACUGAGCCAUUUAAUGUUUUAAUGUACCUUGGCAUAUACAUUUUAAGUGCCAUCAUUUGCAUGUGUAAAAAUAUGAAUUCUGGAUUGAUAUGGACCAAUUUUAUAAGCUGUUUUAUCAUUGUUUGCAAUUAAAGUGUUGUUCAUUAUGCAUUGUUCAUUCCCACUUAUAUAAAUGUUACACGUGCUAUGUAUAUAUUUGUGGAAGGUGUAUAAAAACUAUAUGCUUGAGGGCCACUAUGCUGUGAUUUUCUUUUAAAGGUCCUUGGACAAGGGUGUGAUUUGUUUCAGCUUUUGUAAAUAAAGUUAAAGUGAUUUUAUGUAAUGUAUAGUACAUCAGGGUUUUGGAUACAUAUAGCAUUUUUGUGACAUUCCUAAUGUUGUUUUGUCAUGUGUUCUUUCUGUAUGUAAAUUGCUUUGAUGUGUGACAGUAAAAGACUAUAAAAGCUUAGCUGAAGAACA
This is a messenger RNA of Seriola aureovittata, 2315 nucleotides long. RefSeq lists its product as uncharacterized. NCBI's taxonomy places the organism in Eukaryota, Metazoa, Chordata, Actinopteri, Carangiformes, Carangidae. Gene Ontology annotation, biological process: negative regulation of T cell proliferation; positive regulation of T cell proliferation; T cell costimulation. The record is from RefSeq and is a predicted model, not a curated record. The coding region runs from base 541 to 1320 and encodes 259 amino acids. Gene Ontology annotation, cellular component: external side of plasma membrane. The transcript is spliced from 5 exons.